UUAAACAAACGACAGAGUUUCGACGUGAGCAAAGUUUGGCAAUGACGGCUUGCGCUGUAUGAGAUAACAGCAACAACCGCAGAGGCAGGCUGCGAAUUGCAUCAACGAAAUCAUACGAUCGGUGACCAAAUACCGUGUUAGACCAUAAUUCAUUACCAGUUCACAUCACCCGUGCUCUCCGUCCUGAAGGCCAAGAGUCAGGUGGCAAAGAAUAUCCGGCGAGGCAGGAUUUUACGCGCCACUUCCCCAAACACUGACACACUGCCGACUUCUGUAUCGAAGAUUUUAGCUGCGCCAUGUUGACACCAACAGCUUUGGUUGUAGGGUCUUUCCUAGAGGCAGCAUAAAUCCUACUACUACAGACAAGCUUGUAUGCAACAAGGGCCAGUUACUCGCUAAGCUAAGUGAAUACCAAAUGAUAGCCCAUAUCAGCUAUCAAGCGCUAAAGCUGGCUGCACUGUCGGCACGUGCUUUUUUGAAUGCUAACUUGUUCCAUCGUGAAGUGUGCAUUCGUUGAAAAGUGACAGGAAGUAGGAGUGCAGGAAUUAAAAUUCAAGAAACCAUGUUCCGAGCGGGUCGUACUGUUUGGCGAUUUGUCUACCUCUGCAGUUGUGCUCGUCGUGUUAGUGGAGGUGUUGUAGUCGCAGCGGCUACAGGCGGUGCCAUGGUGUAUAAAAUUUUGUGCGAAUCGCCAGUGAAACUCAGAGAGGCGCUCGACACGUCAAGCUUUCUAGCCAAAACUAUAACACCACUCAAAGAAUUGCAAGCACGAUCCGAUGCAAUUCCAACAAAAAUGGAACUGAUGAUAAUGGACGUUCAAAGCGACCUCGUUAACAAGUUACAGAAAAUCGAAGCACAGUACUCAGAUGCGAAAUUUCGGAUUGAUCGGUGGGAACGCCAAGAGGGCGGAGGUGGAAUCGCCUGCGUCUUACAGGAUGGCAAAGUGUUUGAAAAGGCUGGAGUAAACGUAUCUGUUGUUCAGGGCGCACUUCCACCCGAAGCUUUGCAGCACAUGAAAGCACGCGGAAAGGAUUUUGGAGAACCACCAUUUGAGUUCAAAGCCAUGGGUAUUUCCUCGGUAAUCCACCCACGAAACCCAAAUGUGCCAACGGUUCACUUCAACUAUCGUUACUUCGAAGUCACAGAUAUCCGUGGACGCUUAACAUGGUGGUUCGGUGGCGGUUCCGAUCUUACACCCUACUACCUAAAUCGGGAUGAUGUUCGACAUUUCCAUCAAACGCUGAAGAACGCUUGUGGUCGGCACUCACCAAGAUACUACUCUGAGUUUAAGAAAUGGUGCGAUAACUACUUCUACAUUAAGCAUCGCGGAUUUGCACGAGGCGUUGGCGGAAUCUUUUUUGACGAUUUAGUGGACAAAAAACCGGAAAAUAUCUUCAAGUUUGUGGAGGAGUGCGCAAGAAGCGUCAGUCCGUCGUAUAUUCCGCUUGUACUUAAGAACAAAGACAAAGGCUACGGAUACAGAGAGCGUGACUGGCAGCUUGUACGGCGAGGCCAUUAUGCCGAAUUUAACUUGGUGUAUGAUCGUGGUACUAAAUUUGGCCUCUUUACCCCAGGAGCAAGGUACGAAGCAAUUUUGAUGUCGCUGCCGCUGAACGCACGUUGGUAUUACGAGCACGAACCGGAGCCAGGCAGCGAGGAAAGCAUUCUGCUAGAAACCCUAAAAAAACCUAUUGAUUGGGUGUAGACUGGACUUCUAACAAACCUAUUUUAUUAUUAGCAAACAAGCUAAUGUACAUUGCAAAAUUCAUGUCCAACGAGGCUGCAUGGAUUAGUAUAUUUUAAUUGAGAAAUGUGACAAUAUCUUACCAAGAUAUUAUAUAUAUAUAUAAAAUCGCUAAAUAUGCUAUUGCGGCAUUGGUGUCGCAGCAACCAAUAAUUGUUAUUGUUAUUAUAAUAUACAAUUAUUAUUAGUAUGAACCUUUUAUUGACUAACAAUGCGUAGGAAACACGGCAGGGGUAACAACCUAGCAAGGAUAGCACAUUGAAUUACAGAAAGAAAAUGCGGCGGAAAGUAAUUUACAAUUUACUUUUCAAAUGCUAAGCAUUGCCAAAGUAGUUGUGCUUUUACUCAAGUACAGACAAGCAAAACUUGCGAAUGAUCCUUGCUUACAGCGAAGCUGUAUUGACUCUUCAAAAAUCAUCUUCCAUAUGCUUAAGCAAUGAUCGAGAGCAGAUAUGGUAAUCAAAACUAUAAUGAUGUGAACGAUCAUUAUCAUCCCAGUAUCUACAACGUACACUUCUGUACGUUGUAGAUACUGGGAUAAUAAAACGUUGACAGUGCUUACAUAAGUAUGUUCGGUUUACAAUAAUAUUUUUACAUUGUAAUUUUAGAGUCUGUUCUAAUAAUGUGACUCUGUUGGAUAUAUGCAAAGUAAGUGACUAAUUACUGUUUAGUCAUUAAAGGAAACUGCAAAACCACUAAGUCUUGUGCAAAUUAUUAUGUGAAAAUCUAUUCUAAUAUUUUUACAUUUUUUACUAUCUAAAUCUCAAGGUAAAGUACGUAGGAUCUACGUAACUACAUUAGAAUGCUGAAAAAGAUUAAUGAUAAGAUUCGAUAGAGUAUUUCAUCUCUUAAUUGUGGGUCGCUAAAGUUCAAUAAAGACACUGUUAUGUUUUUUUUCUCUAAGAAAGUUAUGUCUAAAUAGUGUUUGCUACAUAUGGCGUGCCCAUUCUCCAUCAUAUAUGAAAGCAUCGAAAACCGCCAAGAUCCUAGAUGUAAACCUUUCAAAAAGAAAACUAUAGACAAAGUUUUACGACCGCAGAACAAGUAACUCCUGGCUUCAAACGCUAUGGCAGAAUAUAAAUAGAGAGAACGCGGUUGAAAUUACAACGGACAGCACUGUGAAGAACACUAAGUUACCAGUUGUAACCUAUGUUUUAGUAAACACGCACAAUCCAUAUACUCGAGUUAUGUGAGUGACAUGUAAAAAUAAAUGGGACCACCUUCUGAAAGGAUUGGGAUCUUUGAACUUGAAUCCUUUAGCUAAAUAGAUAUUGUCGAUAUAGCCGAAAAAUAGCCGAAAUGGCUUUAAUUAAAUAUAUGCCAUAUAUGUUUCUCUAGCUGUUAGCGUCGGACUAGUUUAUCACUAGCGAGCGACCUUUCUCUAUAAUUAACAUUUAUAAUAUUUCGUUUUCCGAGAGCUAAACAAUUUACCCAAAGAACACAAAUUACAGAAAGACAACAAUAUUCAUUUAAAGAACGCAAUAAGGCAAAUUAACAAGAUCUUAUUCUCCUACUAUUAAAUACAAUAAUUUAUAGCAAUACCUUAAAUGUUGUAAUAAUUCACAAUGAUUUAGGAAACGUAUUAGUAACAUUAUUCUGCUGCUGCUGAUUUCAAUAGCGUUGCUUAUACUCGUCAUUUUCAGUAUCCUUUUGACGUUCUGCAAAACUUUGUAUAUACCGAUUGUUUUAAGACCUUCAUUUAGAACAUGCUAAAUGAUGUUGUAUGACUCGCCCAAAUGUUGUUGUUGGAGGUGUUCAGGCUUCUUACGAUACAUUUCCAGCAACUGCUUUAAGGACCUUCCUAAUCCGUGUUAUUUUUCCUAUCCAUCGAUGCAUCAUAUAUCUAUCCUUCUUUUACAAAAAUUUUUCAGUGGAUAGUGUAUAGCAAUUUCAGGUGGUGUCAAGUCUCAAUUGUUAAAUACAUUAUACUUUCGCAAACAUUUGUUUAAAGGACAAUGAUUCGUCGUAACUAAACUACGUUAGGUUUAUUCUCCGGCUCAUGUCUGUUAUAGAAUGAUAAUUUACAAUUGGAAACCAGACCUGCAGUGAUAAUUUCGUUAUUAGACGAAAAUUUUAAAAGUGAUUCCCGAAUAUAUUGAUGACGCUCUAUACAAGACAUAAAAAAAUUAGGUUAUCGAUAUGUAACACGUUAAUUGCAAAGACAAACAACAUCAAAUAUAGCUAACCGCCAGCACAAAUAUUAUGUGGAUAUUCCCUGUGCGCCAUUCUGUCUUCGCUUUCUUAAUUACUAGGUCAUGGUCCAGUUCACCGUGAAGCCCUAUAUAUGAAGUCUCAAUAUUCGUCUCCCUCGAUUUGUCAAGUGCGGCGUUUCAAAUGAGUAUCCGAUUGCCACAAAAGCGUGGUCAGUAUUACCAACCAUUUCUGUAAACCUGCAGGAUAGACAGGAUACGGCGAAGUUGCAGGCACACGUUUCACAGGCACACGUUUCACAGAUACCCGCGCGCGCUUUGGAUAUAACACUAAGAAGUAACGGUAGAGCGGAGGUAAUAUUUUGACCAAAUUCUGCUGUUUUUGACUACCUAAAUUUUGAUAAUUUAAUCAAAAAUUAAGAACUUAUCGUUUACCUACAGGUGCUGCUGCUGCCUUUAAUACGGAACGACGUUUCUGAAAAAUUUCGGUAAGGUCAUGAAAAAAAACGCCGUUUUCUAAAAAAACGACUGAUCCGAACGUCAAGAGAUAACAUCAUCAAAUGGCACAUGGAUGCAAUCACUGAGCUGGUUUUGAGCCACAUCUUACUAUUCGUAGAAGAGCGUGCUGACGUCGACCAGACUGUAACAAAUAUAUUUUAGGGCUAUAAAUAUCGAAUUGGCAUUACCGUUGUGCGGAGGACAAUGACUAUAUCGUUUUAUGGACACCAAGAUGCUAGUUUUUUGAGUCCUUUUAGGUGUCAAUUGAAGGUAGCUGUUAUCGUCUGGUACUUCAUGCCUUUUAAGCACCAAAGCGCUAAAUUGGAGUCAUGCAUUUUUUUUGCAGGAAAUUGCUAUGAUGUUUUCCAAUCCAGUGUCAUCAAUUCAUUAUAGCCAUCUGUUAAUGAUAUUUGGCAUUUUAUUCACCACUGAAGGCCAAUUAGACCGCACCACCACAAGACAAAGCUUAGUUACGCUGAACCCAUGCAAAUACUACAACCCAAGAUACUCAUACGCGAUCAUAAAUUGCGUCUGGCGUGACCUUCCCUCCAACAUGUUGGAGCGAUACAAUACUCGUUUUAAAGAACUCGUGCAACUGGAUGACGAUGGAGUAUUUAAGUUACUUUGUCAAUCUACUGACCAGCGUGGGGAUCUUAUCCUUGAAGCGUUUGCUAAUGAGUAUACUAAGGAAAAUGAAAAGUUGUUGUUCCUCAAUGUUGUUGGCGCCUGUCAUACAGAGGUUAUGAAUGAAUUGCAUCAGGUUGGGUCUGAUUAAAUACGAACUAUUAUGAGGUCCCAGGCAACGAUUAUAUCAAGUUUAUCUUCGAAUAAAAAUCUGAUGGACUCCUGCCAUAUUCCAAGGCCAUCUAGUUCAACUCUAGAGGACAAAAAAUGCUGUCUAUUCGCCAGAAGGAAACGUCUAAUGGGUUUCGAUAGAUUUUACGAACUGCUCAAAUCAUCUGGGAUUGAGCGAUUUCCGUUGAACAAUCGUGACCCUUUAUGUCAAUUGUACUAAGCUCUGAAAGAUCAACUAAAGAGCCGUUUAUGAAUAAUACGUAUAUGCGCAUUGAUUUUGUAAUACAUUUAUAUUUUUAAUAAA
Varroa destructor (honeybee mite) is the source of this 5491-nucleotide messenger RNA. RefSeq names its product oxygen-dependent coproporphyrinogen-III oxidase (gene Coprox). NCBI's taxonomy places the organism in Eukaryota, Metazoa, Arthropoda, Arachnida, Mesostigmata, Varroidae. The record is from RefSeq and is a predicted model, not a curated record. Gene Ontology annotation, cellular component: cytoplasm. Gene Ontology annotation, molecular function: coproporphyrinogen oxidase activity.